This is a messenger RNA of Portunus trituberculatus (swimming crab), 5510 nucleotides long. RefSeq names its product dnaJ homolog subfamily C member 17-like. Gene Ontology annotation, biological process: spliceosomal complex disassembly. The record is from RefSeq and is a predicted model, not a curated record. Bases 3085 to 4002 code for a protein of 305 amino acids. Lineage: Eukaryota; Metazoa; Arthropoda; Malacostraca; Decapoda; Portunidae. Gene Ontology annotation, molecular function: RNA binding. Gene Ontology annotation, cellular component: spliceosomal complex. The transcript is spliced from 8 exons.
UCGAGGCGAGUGCGCGGGAUGGUUUCUUGGGGACAGUGCCGGACGCUCUUAAACAUUUGUGAAGUUAUUGGAGUUUGUGACUAUAUUGCAGCUCUAUUUAAUGAAAUAAAGUUUAGCAGUGACUGCGAUAAGUGUAGGAGGGAGGUGACUCGUCGAUGCCCUGGAGUAGCAUGUGAAAGGUGCAGUGAUUGGUACCAUGUGGAGUGUGUGGGGCUUAAGGGGGUAGGAGUGACAGUGAUGUGAUAUGGUUUGGUGAGACAGGGUGGCAUGACACCACUGAGUGGAGUGAAGGAGUCCAGCUAGUUAUAGGGAGAGGUAGACAGGUAGGACAAAAGAAAGAAAGGAGGGGUGAGAGUGAUUGUAAGGGAAAAGGAAGGUAGGAAUGUGGAGGAAAUCAAGUUAACAAGGGAGAUGGAAGGUUGAUUAGGAUACAAUAAGGGUGAUGUCCUAACAGUAAAGAUCAGGGGGGAUAGGACUGAGUGACAGUGGUAUAUAUAGGGGUGGAGGGCUGCAGGAAUGAGGAGGAUAAUUUAGAUAACUUUAUGAGGCAGUGGCUAGCCUGAAGGAGAGAGUAGGGCACAAUAAAUGGGUCAUAAUGGGUGAUCUGAAUGGGCAUGUAGGAUUAAUGGAGGAUACGGUGAAUCAAAAUGGGCAGCUUAUUCUAGAUUUUACUGCUGACAUGGGAUUAAGGAUAAAAAAAAAUUGGGUGCUGGAUAACCUUGUUACAUGGAGGGAUUGGAGAAGUGAGUCUGCAAUAGAUUAUGUCAUGGUCAAUGAUUAGGUAGGUAGAGAAACAGGGAUGUAGGAUGUGGAAAAAUGAAGUAGACAUCUCAGACUACUUCUUGAUAGGAAUUACUUGUGGAAAGAUUAGGAAAAGUACUGGAGUUAGGAGGGUAGAAUGGAAGAAAAAGUGGAAUGUAAAGAAUGCAGGCUGGAUUGAAUACUGUAGAGAAAUGGAGGAAACAAUGCUAGGAGAAAUAGAGGAGUUAAGAAGGGCAAUAAGUGAAUGGGAAGGUUGCAUCAUAGAAAACAUAUCAUGUCAGGCAAAGAAGUCAGUAGGGCUAAAAAAAUUUUAAGGUAAGGAAAACAAACCUGCAAGGCUGGUGGUAUGAGAAGGUAGCUAAGGCAAUAGGUGACAGAAAAAGAGAAAAGCGGAAACAAAGGAACCUAACUUGACUGACAAAGAAAUUUGAAGGGAGAUACAAAAUGGAAUGGGCAGAAGCUUGGGACAACUAAUUACAAUAAGGCAAAUAAUCAAAAGUAAGAUAGAGAGAUGGGAGGAAGAAUAAGCAAGAAUUCUGAACGAAAUGUCUUGGAGGGAGAGAGAAAAGGAAGCGUGGAGCCAAUUGAGGAGAAACUUGGGUGGGACAGAUCCACAGGUGGUAAAGUUAAAUAAAGGUGAAAGGCAGGGAGGCAAGCAGCAAGGAGGAGGUAGUGUCCACAGUGGAGGAGUACUGGAAUAGAAUCAUAUGGGAAGAGGAGGAAGUAUGAUAUAGGUUUAUAGCCAAGUUAGGGAAAUGGGUAAUGUGGAGAUGAAGCAGGACAAAGAAUUGGCAAUUAUAGUUUGUUCACUUUAGUUUGAGCCGUGAAGCCGAGCCUCAUUUGUAAGGAGACCGCUAAUUGGCUGGCCUCCUCUCACUCAACUUGUGUUGAAAGGCUGUGUCAUGAAUGCUUUGUGGUACAUGCUUUUGUUUUAUUUGUUAUAUCUCAUCUUAUACACAUAACAGAUAGUUUCUGUUGGUACCGUUACACUCAAUAGUAAAUGCAGAAGCUUUGAUACUCGGGGAAAAACAAUUAAUAAGCAACUAUAAAGAAGUUUUAGCGUGUUGAAGUGGAACACUUUUCGCGACUUUUUUAUGACACGGUUUACUUAUCAUCAUAUCCUUUGGAUAUAUUUAAAGGAAUGCUGUUAUAAAUUAUUGCAUUUCAUAAAAGAAUGUCUCCUGAAUGGUAUGCAACUUCCAAAUUAUAGUUAAAAGAUAAUGUAAGUGAAUUACAUAAUUAUUUAUGAGACGGUGUCACUCGCGGUGACAGUGGGCAGCCCGGCACGAUACUGUAUUCAGGAGGUGAGGAUGGAGGUAAGGCGAGAGUUGAUUGGCUGGCACGCUCCCCGCUCACUCUGUUGAGAAGCUGUGUACUGACUGCUCUCGUGGUACAUGUUUAUGUAUUAUUCCUUAUAUCUUGUCUCAUGCACAUGACAGAUAAUUUCUGUUGGUACCUUUAGCCUGAGCAGUGAAUGCCGAACUUUCGAUACUCGAGGAAAAAAUAGCAAUAUGCAACAAUAAAGAAGUUUUGACGAGUUGAAGUGAAGGCUGCAUUGCGAUAACUUUAUAACACAGUUUAUUUAUCAUCAUUUUCUGUGUAUAUAUUAUAAGGAAUGCUGCUUUAAACUAUUGCAUUUCAUCAAGGGAUGUCUCCUGAAGGUAAUGCAACUAUCAAAUCAUAGUUAGAAGAUAAUGUAAGCGAAAUAGAGAAUUAUUUAUGGGAAAGUAUGACUCGCGAGGAAGGGCGUGGCGGAGUGUCGCCAGGGAAGACACACUGCUGGUUCACCUUGAUCCAGUCACAACUGGAUUACGCUCCCAAAGUCCCACCACAGGGUCUGUGGCCUCACUUAAAAAUACUGUAUGUACAGUAAUUUGGUAAGUUGGUAUGUAAAAACGAACGACAAUGUACGUAAAGCAUUGUAGCUACAUGUAUUGUUCGUAUACAUAUGCAGCCUCACCCAGCAUCUUCCCUUGUUGUAUCCAAAGCCCAUAGAAUAGAAGGUCGACCCAUGCACAGCUCUAAGGGGAAAAGAGAUGGGACAGGAUCUUCCUCUCCCUCUGCCUGCUGAGCAAAUCAUACUUACCUGGCACAGGAGACAAAUUUUGUGAAGGCUUCUCUGCCUCCUAUUACUGCCCCACACCCUCUACUUGCCAGCUGCUGAUGGACUGAUGCUAGAACACUAGAGGGAACAGGACCUAUGAAGCAGUACAAAGCGUAAAAGGUCACAAGAAUAAGAAGAUGAGCAGAUUUGGUGCUUGCACUUAGGCCACUCACUCACUCACUUUCUCACUCACUCACUAAUAAUAACACUUGCUGAAAAUGUCUAAGAAGAAGUACACUGAGCUGAUGAAGCUGGACAUUUAUGAAAUACUCGGGUUGUCCCUUGGAGCAGAUGAGUCUGAGAUUAAAAAAGCUUACAGGAAGAAGGCAUUGAAGUGCCAUCCAGACAAGAACCCAGACAAUCCUGAUGCAGCUGCAGAAUUCAACCAGCUGCAGAAAAUUUUAGAAGUUCUUUUAGAUGCAGGAACAAGAAAAGCCUACGACAAGCUUCUCAAGGGACGUAAGGCAGCAAAGCUUCGAGCGAGGGAAGCUGAUGCCAAGACUCAGAAGCUGCGGUCAGAACUUGAGGAGCGGGAGAGGAGAGCGCAGGAACAACCAUGCCUGUCUGAGGAGGAAAGGUUCCGGCGAGAGUUGAAGCGUCUGGAGGAGGAAGGCAGGAAACUAAUUGAGGAGGAGCUGGAGAGGGUGAACAGGAAAGUGGAGGAAGAGCUGAGAGGAAGAAAUGGAGCCCCAGGAGGGACAUCUGAGGAGGCCAAGAGUGCUGCACCUCAGGGCCACAAGAUUAAGGUUAAGUGGGCAGCCACCGAGGACUGGCCAGGUUACACUGAGGAAGAGAUUCACCACCUCUUUUAUAAGUGGGGAGACAUCAAUGCUCUGGUGAUGAAACAGAGAACCAAGAAAGGAACAGCAUUAAUAGAUUACAAGACCAAGCAAGGAGCAGACAUGGCUGUGCAGUUUGAGAAGGGCAUGUUAGGCAAACCGAUUGAGGUAACACAUGUGACUGCUGAUCCCAAGAAACCAGCCACCAAGGAACGGAAACCCAAGGAAGAGUCUGUGGACCUGAAGCCGAACUAUGAUUUUGAGUCAGUGUCUGCCAUGAACCAGAGGAGACAGGCAGAGCGCAAGAAACUCAUCCAACAGAUCAUGCAGGAGGAAGGCAACAGUGAGAGCAGAUGAAGGUGUGUGGCACCAUCGGUGUCUUUUAUUUAUUGGGUCAUUUGGUUUUGUACAUUCCAACUGCAUUAUGGGACAGUUCUCAAAGUUCAUGGAAGUAAAAUACUAUUAAAGUGUUAAAAUUGUGUUGCUAAUGAAAGGAAAAAAAAUGGACAUUGACUAUAAAUGAAAGGAUAUGUACAAAACUUUGUUUAAGAAAAAAAAAACAAUAAAUAAAAAAACCCCAAAACAUUUGGUAAAAAAAAGUAUGUGUUUUGUGAGUCCCUGAAGAAGCCACCUAUGCUAAGGUAGGCAAAGAUCAUAAAUUAGAAUAACUGUGACUGUAAUUGAGUUGUCUUGCUUCGUGUUAGUUGAAGGUGUAUCUGUUCUUAGUUCAGUGUUUGUUCCUUGACAUGUGAUGUUUGAGAGCUGGUGAUGGAGAGCCAUGAUCUGAAUCACUACUGUUCUACACUUCCAGUAUUUUCAAAAGAUUUGUUGAGACUACAAAGGUUUUCAAUGGUGCUUAUAUUGUUCUCGUGACAUCAACAAAAGUUCUACCUUACUAACAGGAGGAUUAUUCAUGAAAACAUAGCUAAUCAUGUCUAGCUUUUGAAAAUAGUUGUGAUGAGAGAGCAAGGUGUUUGAGAGUGUUGGUCAGAAAGUAGAAUUUGUUUAUUCAUUAAGUGUGGUUUUGUAGUGUCAGUGGUAUGGUAUGGCAUCACUGGUGCAACUUAGAAGAUAAUCAUCACUAAAAUGUUCAAAUGUUCAGGUCUUCAUCAUCAAGAUUUGGUAAAGUUACAGAGCAGUGUGUUGGUGAGUGUUGUGGCAUUUUUUUCAUUUAUUAUUUUUUUAUUUGUUUUUCUUAACAAGGGGGCUCAGGCCUAGGACAACAAAAAGACUGUAAAUAAGACUUCACUUAAGCUACCAGUACCUAAAGAGUAGUCAAAAGCUUUUGAUUACCCAAAAAUAAUGAGGAAGAUAGUUUCUAUAAAAAUACGAAAUAGUAUUCGCACCUCAAAAGUAAAAGUAUAUUUUCUUCAGUGUCCUUUUGAAUCAGUGUAAGGUAGCAAAAGUGAACACAAGGCAUAAUGAAUGGUUAAUGGUGUGAUGUUCCUCUUAACUUCUUGUAAGUGAAGUUGGGAGUCUAAAGGUGUAUAUUUAAGUAUACUUAGUCACUUGAACAUUGUACUUUCUCUCUUGGCUUGUUGUAAGGGAAGCUAGGGAAAUAGAAGGAUGUAUUGAAGUUCAUAUUGUCAUUCAAACAUCAUAUUUUCUUCUCUUACUCCUUUUAAGGAGAGGAAAGAGAAUUCAAACAUUGUACUGUCUCUCCUGGUUAAUUUUAAGUGAUUUUUUUAUUUAUUUAUUUUAUUUUUUUUUAAGAUUGAAAUGGUUUGUUGAAGUCUUCAUUGUUGUCUUAUCAGUUCUCUUGAUUGAAGUAUAUUUUCUAUGUGAAUUCAGGAGUAUCUAAAUAUAUCUCGACGUCAUGCAUCAACACAUCUCGUGAAUGAAUCCCAAAUAUACAUAUUUUCAAA